UGGCAAGUGAGCCCCGAGGUCCUCGGGUGAGGGGCCCGGCUCUGCCCCAGCUGCUGUGCGAGCUCGGGAAGCCCCUGCCUCUUUCCGGGCUCUGGGCCUGUGCCUCACCUCCCGGGGCCAUCUGAGGUGCGAGGUGUCACCUCUCUGGUCUGCCGCAGGAUGGGCCUCUCUGCCGCGGCGCCGCUGUGGGGCCCCCCGGGGCUGCUGCUGACCAUCGCCCUGCACCCGGCUCUCUCCGGGCGCCCUCACCGGGACUACUGCGUCCUGGGCGCCGGGCCCGCCGGCCUGCAGAUGGCCUACUUCCUGCAGCGGGCCGGGAGGGACUACGCGGUGUUCGAAAGAGCCCCCGGGCCGGGCAGCUUCUUCACGCGUUACCCCCGCCACCGCAAGCUCAUCAGCAUCAACAAGCGGCACACGGGCAAGGCCAACGCCGAGUUCAACCUUCGCCACGACUGGAACUCUCUGCUCAGCCACGACCCCCGGCUGCUCUUCAGACACUACUCGCGUGCCUACUUCCCCGAUGCGGGCGACAUGGUGCGCUACCUGGGCGACUUCGCAGACAGGCUGGGGCUGCACGUGCUCUACGACACAGCCAUCACCCAUGUCACACUGGACAAAGAUCAGCAGGCCUGGAAUGGCCAUUACUUCACCCUGACCGACCAAAAGGGCCAGGCAUACCAGUGCAGUGUCCUUCUUGUAGCCACUGGUUUGUCAGUCCCCAACCAGGUUGAUUUCCCUGGCUCCGAACAUGUGGAGGGUUAUGAGUCUGUGUCUGUAGACCCUGAGGACUUUGUGGGUCAGAAUGUGCUGAUCCUGGGCCGUGGGAACUCCGCCUUUGAGACAGCAGAGAACAUCCUGGGUGUCACAAACUUCAUCCACAUGCUGAGCCGGUCCCGAGUCCGGCUCUCCUGGGCCACCCACUAUGUUGGAGACCUCAGAGCCAUCAACAAUGGCCUGCUGGACACCUACCAGCUCAAGUCCCUGGAUGGGCUGCUCGAGUCUGACCUCACGGAUCUGGCCAUCCUGAAGGACCACAAUGGCAAGUUCCAUGUCACCCUGAAGUUCUUUCUGGAGGAAGCCAACACCAACCAGAGCGCCGACUCCAUCACCCUCCCUCAGGACGACAAUGACAACUUUGCCAUGCGUGUGGCCUAUGACCGGGUCAUCCGCUGCCUGGGCUGGAACUUUGACUUCUCCAUUUUCAAUAUGUCCCUCAGACUCAACUCAGGGAGUGCGUUUGGCAAGAAGUACCCACUGAUCCGAGCUAGCUAUGAGUCCAAAGGCAGCCGGGGUCUCUUUAUCCUGGGUACCGCCAGCCACUCGGUGGACUACCGGAAAUCUGCUGGCGGCUUCAUCCAUGGAUUCCGAUACACAGUGCGUGCUGUUCACCGGCUCCUGGAGCACCGCCACCAUGGCCUUGCCUGGCCCUCCACCAUGCACCCCAUCACACAGCUGACCAACUCCAUCAUCCGGCGUGUGAACGAGGCUUCUGGCCUUUACCAGAUGUUUGGCGUGCUGGCUGAUGUCAUCCUGUUGAAGGAGAAUGCCACAGCAUUUGAGUACCUGGAGGAGUUCCCCAUACAGAUGCUGGCCCAGCUGGAGACCCUCACAGGAAGGAAGGCAAGGCAUGGGCUGUUCAUCAUCACUAUGGAGUAUGGCAAAAAUUUCUCUGGACCUGACAAGGACGUCUUCUUUUAUGACCGGUCUGUGGGGCACACAGAAGAUGCCUGGCAGUCUAACUUCCUCCAUCCUGUCAUCUACUACUACAGACACCUCCCCACCGAACAGGAGGUGAGGUUCCGCCCUGCACACUGGCCCCUGCCACGGCCUGCAGCCAUCCACCAUAUCGUGGAAGACUUCUUGACAGACUGGACUGCCCCAGUUGGGCACAUUCUACCUCUGAGGCGCUUCCUGGAGAACUGUUUGGACACCGAUUUGCGAAGCUUCUAUGCAGAGUCCUGUUUUCUGUUCGCCCUAACACACCAGAAGCUGCCACCCUUUUGCCAGCAGGGGUACAUGAGAAUGCAGGGGCUUGUGAGUACCGAGACCCUCCGGCAGCACGGUGUGGAGAGCAGGCUCCUGCGGGACUAUGCCACUGCAGACAGGCCCCUGAAGGACAGCAGCCAGCAGCCAGGUGAUCAUGAGCCAGUAGGUCACCACCUGGCUCCAGGAUCUCUGGUCCAGUCCCUUGACAGCAGCAAGGAGGAGCUCUGACUGUGGCCUGUUGGGAUGUGGGCACAGUGGCUGGGCUUCUCCCGCCCAGGCCCACAAUCAGCCCUCUUUCCCCGCAGCCUCAUGAUGCCCCCGAUGUCUGACUGCCAAACCACUCAGAUCAUUGUAGUGACUGGACCAAAGCAACACGGAGUGUGCACGAGGCCUGAAA
Galeopterus variegatus (Sunda flying lemur) is the source of this 2383-nucleotide messenger RNA. RefSeq names its product FAD-dependent oxidoreductase domain containing 2 (gene FOXRED2). Lineage: Eukaryota; Metazoa; Chordata; Mammalia; Dermoptera; Cynocephalidae. The transcript has 8 exons. The record is from RefSeq and is a predicted model, not a curated record. Bases 160 to 2214 code for a protein of 684 amino acids. Gene Ontology annotation, molecular function: flavin adenine dinucleotide binding; monooxygenase activity.